Gregarina niphandrodes is the source of this 1227-nucleotide messenger RNA. RefSeq names its product putative UV excision repair protein. The coding region runs from base 1 to 1227 and encodes 408 amino acids. The record is from RefSeq and is a predicted model, not a curated record. Gene Ontology annotation, molecular function: proteasome binding; polyubiquitin modification-dependent protein binding; ubiquitin binding. The transcript is spliced from 2 exons. Gene Ontology annotation, biological process: proteasome-mediated ubiquitin-dependent protein catabolic process; nucleotide-excision repair. Gene Ontology annotation, cellular component: cytosol; nucleoplasm. Lineage: Eukaryota; Apicomplexa; Conoidasida; Eugregarinorida; Gregarinidae.
AUGAAGCUAGCCGUUCAAACGGUUCAGUCCGUUGUUAAAGAAAUUGAAAUCGAUGGGCAGCAGACGUUCGAUGACUUGAGAAAUGAGAUUAGCAAGGCCUACAACUGGCCGGCGAAUGCCAAGGUCGUAUUGGUACACAACUCACGGAUACUGUCCCAGACCACCGAAGCGCUUUCGACAUAUCCGAAUUUGAAGGACGGCGAUAAGUUGGCCGUGAUGAAACGCACGGUCGCCAGCGCUCCGAAGCCCGUGACCCCCGCCGGUGUUGCUCCGGUCGGCAUCACGCCGGCCGCCGUCGCUCCGGUCGUCGCCGCUCCGGCGGCAGCUGCGGCCACUCCUGCCGCCGCCGCUUCUGCCGAAGCCGGUGCGGCCCCGGCGCCCGAAGCAUCCUCAUCCGCCCCUGCCCCUUCCGACGCCCCUGCCCCCAGUUCAGCCCCGUUCGGUUCGGCUUUCCAAAACUCGGAAAUGGUGGCGAUGAUUACGGACAUGGGAUUCGAACGCGAGAAGGUACAACAGGCCCUGGUUGCCGCCUUCGGAGAUCCCGACCGCGCGGUGGAUUACCUCAUGAACGGCAUUCCCGCCAACGUCGCGCGGGACAUGGCUGCCGCUGCUGCUCCCGUGGCUGACCCUGCACGUCUGGCGGCCCUGGCCGCAGCUUCUGGGAAUGCCGGGUCUGGGCCUGCCGUUCCCGGGACUACCGCUGCUGCGACUACCGCUCCUCCAACUACUGGUUCUGGCAUGGCGCCAGGUACAGCGGCUGGUGGGUUACAGACGGAGGCGUUCGGGUCAAUGCCGAUGGGUGGCGGAGCUUCGGCGCCGCCGACGGCGGCGCCGACGGCGGAGCCGACGGCGGAGCAGAGUCAGAACCUUAUGGCGCAGCUCAGUCAGUUGGCGGCCGCGGAUCCGAGUAUUUUGCCGCACAUUCUGCGGGCGAUGGGUGAGCAGAACCCUGGCAUGCUGCAGUUCAUUGAGCAGAACCCGCAGGUCUUCUCUCAGGCACUCGCCUCCAUGGCCGCUCAGGGUGCCGAGGGACCGGGACUAGAGCGUGACCCGCCCGGAGUCAUUACGGUGCAACUCAGCCAAGCAGAAAUGGAUGCCGUCGGACGUCUCUGCGAACUCGGCUUCUCGCGCGACCUCGUCGUCCAAGCCUAUCUAGCUUGCGACAAGAACGAGGAACUGGCUGCCAACCUUCUCUUCAAUUCACUCGACGCAGACGACGCACCCUAA